Molecule: messenger RNA, 519 nt
Organism: Thelazia callipaeda (thelaziosis nematode)
Lineage: Eukaryota; Metazoa; Nematoda; Chromadorea; Rhabditida; Thelaziidae
Source: the annotation of a GenBank genome assembly
AUGGAAUCAACAAUUCCAUCUGAAGUAAUUACGACUGACAGUUUUGGAGAAGCACCAUAUUCUGGUAUCACAAGAAUUCUAAAAGAAAAAGCACAAUUAGAACGCUCGAAACCAUCAUAUAUUCAUGAAAUAGAUGUUAACAAAGAUAAUCAGUUCCAGUGGGAUGUGCUGAUUUUACCGCCCCGACCACCGUACAAUGAAGGAAUAUUUCGAUUGCGCAUAAUUUUUCCUUCUGAUUAUCCAUUCAAACCGCCUUAUGUACGCCUAGUUACUCCAAUUUACCAUCCAAACAUCGAUGAGAGAGGAUACUCGUGCCUCGCAAUCUUGCAGUUUGAUAAUUGGAAACCUGGAACAGAUGUUGAAAGUAUUGUACAAGCGUUUAUAUUCUUACUAAAUGACCCGGAACCUGAACGCCCACUUCGUCAUCAAAUCGCUGAACAAAUCUAUAAGAAUAAGACAGAAUUCAUAAAUGCAGCUAUUGAGCAUACCAAGAAGCAUGCUGAAAAGAAACCAAUGUAA